This is a messenger RNA of Centropristis striata (black sea bass), 3387 nucleotides long. It is a transcript of the gene wipf1b, whose product is annotated as WAS/WASL interacting protein family, member 1b. The record is from RefSeq and is a predicted model, not a curated record. Lineage: Eukaryota; Metazoa; Chordata; Actinopteri; Perciformes; Serranidae. Gene Ontology annotation, molecular function: actin binding.
CUGCCUGCCUGCCUGCCAGUCCUCUGCAGACUUGAGGAUUGGCUGCACACAGCUCCUCAACACCAACCACACAGUAUAUUGACGGUCGAUGGAAGAUUAUUAGCCGUGCACAGAGCUCCAUACUUACAGAGCUGUAUGUGGCUGCUCUUCACAUUCUGCAUUUUUAUGAGGAAUGAACUAAGGUGCUUCUUCUACUGCCUUCUGAACAUACUGCUGAUUCUUCUAUGGACACAGAUUGAGGUGCAGCGUCCAGUGAAGACACAGUAACGUGGAGAGAGGAAGAUGCCAGCCCCUCCUCCCCCACCACCCCCAGGGCCUCCCCCUCCGCCCACCUUUUCUGCGGCCAACACUGUCAAGCCAAAUCUAAACCGUUCAGAGCAGCAGGGAAGGAGCGCUCUGUUGACCGACAUCCAUAAAGGCUCGAGAUUAAAGAAAACCGUUACCAAUGACCGCAGUACACCCCAACUCGACUCAAAACCUAAAGGAGGAGGCGGGGGAAGCGGCGGCGGCGGUGGAGGAGGUGGAGGUGGAGGUGGUGGUGGCGGAGGAGGUUUUGGUGGUGGGUCUCCUGCUGGUUUAGGAGGCCUUUUUGCAGGAGGGAUGCCAAAACUGAGGUCUGCGGGAAACAGUGUUAAAAACGACUCAGGACCCAGUCGAGGGCCCGUGCUCCCACCAGGAGGCCGCUCUUGUGGCCCCACCCCGUUCGGUGGGGGCUCCACUGGUCCACCUAAACUCCCAGGCGCCCCUGGUGGUGCCCGCAACAACGCCCCUGAUCUGCCCAAGGGCCGGCCAAGUCCUCACUUAUCCAGACAAGACACUCCAGGAGGCCCCCCUCCUCCUGUACCCAACACACCUCGACCAAACCAGAGCUUCCAGUCUCGUGUGGGCCCUCCUCCCCCGUCACUCCCUGGUGGACCCAGGCCCAGCCCAGCCUCCGGACCUCCACCUCCUAGUGUUCCACCCGGGAGGCACGGACCUCUCCCUCCCCCACCAGGAGGCUCCUCAGCUGGGCCAAGACCAGGAUUCUCUGCACCCCCCCCUCCACCCCCAAACAGCAGCCGACCUUCCUUACCGCCCACUCCUGGAGGGAGGCCUCCGCUCCCUGACGACCGACCCCCACCACCACCAGCUCCUAUGGGAGGUCAUCGGCCAUCUAUGCCCCGCGACAUGCCCCCUCCUCCACCCGCUGUCAACUCCAAGCCUUCCCCCUCUGUCUCUUCCUCCCCUGCCUCUCGUUCCUCAGGUGGUGGGGGUGUGCCCCCUCUACCACCAGGUCGACCAGGCCCCCCUCCCCUCCCACCCUCCCCGGCUGUGGGGGACGACCACAGCACUCCUCGUCUGCCCCAAAGGAACAUGUCACUCAACAGCCAUGGUCCAUCUCCGCCACAUGGUCGCACAGGACCCCUCCCUCCUCCACCUAAUGAGAGACCGCCAUCUCUUGGAAGGAACCAGUCCUCCACACGCACAGGGCCCCUUCCUCCCCCUCCUCCUUCAGGUCGUAACAUAGGAGGAGGCAGUGUGAGGUCAUCACCAGCUCCUUCUCCUAUUGGUCGGCCAGGACCGGAGCCCCCUCGAGGGGGACCUGGCGGUAGACCUCCCCUCCCUCCAGACAGGCCUGGUAUAGGAGGGGCCCCGCCUCCUCCACCACCCAUGGGUAACGGCUUCCAAAACUCCCACCACAACCAAAUACAGGAUGAAUGGGAGUGUCGGUUCACUUUCCAUCCAAUGUCGGACUUUCCUCCACCUGAGCCCUACGUGCCCUUCCAGAAGACCUACCCCAGCAAGAUUGCCAAAUCUGACGGCAAAGGUUCUGGUAAAAAGGAGAGAGGAGCUCCCCCCCUUCCUCCUAUACCCAGGUGAAGAAGAGGUGUCAGCAAACACAACCCUUGGAACUACUUUCUCUGUUUUCCUACCGGGCUCUCUUUCUUUCUUUUCCCUCUCUGUUGUGCUCAUUGUGCUUUUUCCUGCAGCAUGUGGUUGAUCUGUGGACUGCAACAUAUAAAAUGGACCUGAAGUAUGGUUGACCAAGUAAAAAGACAGACUUAUAAUGUGAUGUUUACAUUGUGUGCCUUUGUAGCAGCAGAAUGGCAGCAUUCAAAGACCAAAGCCUGUUUAUACUCUGGUACACUGUGGUCAGAUAAAAAGAUUAAAAACUUGUACCUCUUUAGGCACUUGGAAGAAUGUGUUUUACAACCAUGCUGUGGCUGGAAGAAACUUUUUGUGGGGUUUUGUUGACCUGGUUGCCAUGAAACAGAGAUCACUUAUGAACAACAGUAUUUUCAUAAACAUUGAUCCACAUUGACUUUAUUCCAUGGACUAACUUUAUUUUCAUCCCUUGCUUACAGUGGUUGAUAGAUUGCAUACAUUGCCUGCUAUAUAUUAUAUUUUACCAACCAGCUUCACUUUUAUAAAAGAAUACAAACUCUUACUUGACAAAUAAACCAGCAUUUUGCAUGUAGCAUGUGUGACUUUCCCAACCUGUUUACACAGACAGCAUAAGGUUAAGCUAAAUCAACAUGUUGUGGCAAUAAUAUUGUCAGCAUAGGAGUCCAUGGGUUUCAGUGCAGGGCUUUAAAAUGCAACCAACCAGCUUGCUCCAAUGAGUUGACAAGCUGUUUGCCUCCUUUUGUUCCAGUGUUUCCCUUGUGCCUUUUUCUAUUCAGGAUUGUAUCUUCAAGCUGCUUACAAGAGUUAAGGGAAUUAGCCUUUUGUGCCUUAAAUUAUGUAUGUAUGUUUGUUCAGCUUGAUUGGAUCACCUCUGCUGAUGUAAAUGUAAAAACAGAAGCAAUACAGAAGCUCGAGUUUCACAUCUACAUAACUAAAAAAGUGUCUAAAUUACAACAUCAACACAUAGAGAGACAUGGAACCAAACUAAAAAAAUGGCCACAACCUCUUGCCACCGCUGCAUAAAAGAUCAGGGGAAACACAAGUGUUUAAUUUGCCAAAGCCACACGUGCCUUCACAGUAUGUAUUUUUACAUCUGUGUUUCUGUUGGAACCACUGAAUGGUACUUUUCAUUUGUUAAAUGUGACGUGAGCAUGCAUUUAAUGUUUAUGAUUGAGAUGUUUAAAAAGGACAUUGCAUGGUGUUAUGGCAAUAUUGGUUUACAGUAGAACUGAUUCUUAUUUUGCUGUUUUGUUAAAAGCUUACUAUGAAGGACCCGUGUAUGUGUCUGUAUGAUUUAAUCAAGAGGUAUUGAAGGACUGUAUUAUUUUAAGUUAUGUUUCAGAACUGUGCAGUAUUAUGUUUGCUUCACCCAGCACUGCUUUGAAUGGUCUUUUGUAUGCGUGAUGUAUUAUUAUCAUGUGCUGGUCAAAGAAACUUUUUCUUAAAAGACAAUCAUAAUGGAAGUAAACCUAGUUACAUCAAUAAAUAAAAAUGCUUUAA